GCCGCUGUGCCCCGCGCCCACUGGCCGCUCAGGCGGAGUCAGCGCGCGCUCCGCCCGCCGCGCUCCGGGCUCGGAGCUCCGCACCCUGGGCUCGCCGCCUCCGCGCCCCGCGCCCCGCACCCGGCGCCCCGGCGGGCGCAACGCACCAUGCCGCAGCUGGACUCGGGCGGGGGCGGUGCGGGUGCUGGCGACGACCUCGGCGCGCCCGACGAGCUGUUGGCCUUCCAAGACGAAGGCGAGGAACAGGACGACAAGAGCCGCGACAGCGCCGCGGGCCCCGAGAGGGACCUGGCCGAGCUCAAGUCCUCACUGGUGAAUGAGUCCGAGGGCGCGGCCGCAGGCGCCGGGGUCCCGGGUCCCGGCGUCCGGGUGCACGGAGAGGCCGAGGGAGCCCCCGAGGCCCUGGGACGAGAGCACACUUCGCAGAGACUUUUCCCGGACAAACUUGCAGAGUCCCUAGAGGACGGCCUGAAGGCCCCGGAGUGUGCCAGCGGCAUGUACAAAGAGACUGUCUACUCUGCCUUCAAUCUGCUCAUGCACUACCCACCGGCCUCCGGAGCAGGGCAGCACCCCCAGUCUCAACCCCCGCUGCAUAACAAGGCUGGCCAGCCCCCACAUGGCGUCCCCCAACUUUCUCCACUCUACGAACAUUUCAGCAGUCCACACCCCAACCCUGCACCUGCGGACAUCAGCCAGAAGCAAGGAGUUCACAGGCCGCUGCAGACCCCUGAUCUCUCUGGAUUUUACUCUCUGACCUCAGGCAGCAUGGGACAGCUCCCCCACACUGUGAGCUGGCCCAGCCCUCCUCUCUACCCCUUGUCCCCUUCCUGCGGAUAUAGACAGCACUUCCCUGCCCCCACUGCAGCCCCUGGCGCCCCCUAUCCCAGGUUCACCCACCCGUCCUUGAUGCUGGGAUCUGGUGUACCUGGACACCCAGCAGCCAUCCCUCAUCCGGCCAUUGUACCCUCCUCAGGGAAGCAGGAGCUGCAGCCAUAUGACCGAAGCCUGAAAACACAAGCAGAACCCAAGGCAGAGAAGGAGGCUAAGAAGCCAACUAUCAAAAAACCCCUCAAUGCUUUCAUGCUUUACAUGAAGGAGAUGAGAGCCAAGGUCAUUGCAGAGUGUACACUCAAGGAAAGCGCUGCCAUCAACCAGAUCCUGGGUCGCAGGUGGCAUGCACUAUCUCGAGAAGAGCAGGCCAAGUACUAUGAACUGGCUCGCAAGGAAAGGCAGCUGCAUAUGCAGCUAUAUCCAGGCUGGUCAGCGCGGGAUAACUACGGAAAGAAGAAGAGGCGGUCAAGGGAAAAGCAUCAAGAAUCCACCACAGACCCUGGCUCGCCUAAGAAAUGUCGUGCUCGCUUUGGCCUCAACCAGCAGACGGAUUGGUGUGGUCCGUGCAGGAGGAAAAAGAAAUGCAUUCGGUACUUACCCGGAGAAGGCCGCUGCCCCAGCCCCGUUCCUUCCGAUGACAGUGCUCUAGGCUGUCCCAGGUCCCCAGCUCCCCAGGACUCACCCUCUUAUCUUCUGCUGCCCCACUUCCCCACAGAACUGCUUGCUAGCCCAGUGGAGCCAGCACCAACAUUCUCAGGUCACUCUGCAGCUGUCACUCUUCCAGCUCCUGAGUCCCCAAAGACCCUCCACAGCACCCUCCAGAAUACACAAGUACAGCAACAGGAACCUCAGAGGCAGGCAGCCUAGCACACACAGGACACCUGGCUUGCUCCAGGGGCCCACCCCUAACUCUUUCAAGAGGAGGCAACAACAAGACCAGAUCACGGAACUGGUUAGGGGUCCUCUCCAGGUGCUGAAGAUUUCAAAGGCUGCUUAAACUACUCCCAGAACUGGAGGCCAUCAAGGCAUGUGGUAGGGAUCACAUCUGUGCAGCUGUAUCGUCUCCUGAAGGGCAUCCUGGUACCUAUGGUAGCCAUACCUUUUCUUUUUGUCAUACCUUGCUAGCUGGAUGCCCCUACAGUUUUUUGGUUUGGUUUGGUUUUUUUGCUGCAGGUCAUAUGAGCUGGACUGGCGGAGUUCAGCUACCUUCUCUACAAAUGCCUGUCCUCUGCCACACCUUCUCCAUGCCAAUACUUCUUGGACCAAGAAUACCUGCUUUAUCACACAAGAUGAUUUUGUGGUUGGUCACCAGCCACAGAAGUCUAAACGCUUUUCUCUUAAGGAGCAGAGAAGCUCUGUUUACAAAGAACAGCUGCUGUUCAUAAGCUGGGCCAGAGGAAGCUUCUUACUGUCUUCCCAGGAGCUUGCAAGAGGAGGAAAUGGGAUAGAUAGGUUAGGUUUAAGGUCUUUCAGCCUAGGCAACAAAAUAAUAUCAACCCUACUUACUGGUGGACAGUACUCAGCUUUAAUUAGAAUGACUUGGAAAUCUUUCCUGAGAAACUCACCAGCCUUAGAAACUAUAGUCAAUAGAUUGAAGUUGGCUUAACUCCAGUGUGCACCCUUCCCAGUGCCAUUUCCAAGCUCAUCUAUGUCAGCUGAGUCACAGCUCCUGGGCAGCUGUGGGAGAGCAAAUCCCAAAUCCCCCAACCGCCAGAGCCCAUCUUUCAGCAUUUAGAACUGGCCAGCUUCAGUUUCUCUGUGGGGCUGCAGGAAGGAAGAGAUCUGUUACAACUAAAGCAAGGAGUCCAUAAAACCUCUUGUGGUGGGAAUGGUUCUUUGCCACAUUCUAGAAACCCUUUUUGAGCCAAACUUAACCCUGAGCCUUGAAAAACAAGUUUUUUUGUUUAACUUUUUUAAAAAUACUUUUCACUGUAUAUCGCCUGAAUCCAAAGAAAAGGGGCUACCAAUAUAUUCUACACACAUUAAAAAAAAAAAAAAAGCCUUAGUUCCUACUUUAACCACUGAUUUCUCAAUCCAAAGAUCAUGUUUCUAGUGUAGUGUGCUACAAGUGUUGAAAAGAUUGCUGGAAUGUGGUGGUUCACACCUCUAAUCCCAAUACUUGGGAGGUAAAGGCAGGUGGAUCUCUCUGAGUUCCAGGACAGCCAGGGUUGUAUAGAGAGAGCUUGUCCCAAAAAGGAGAAAAAACCUGAUGUAGUAUUCGAAAUAUUUUUGUAUUAAUGCAUUAUCAUAGAAAAACUUUUUUAAGCAAGAGAAUAAAGAUACUUUUUACUGGGUUUGUUUUUCAAAGCCUGACUGAGUAGUAAGCU
Molecule: messenger RNA, 3158 nt
Organism: Chionomys nivalis (European snow vole)
Lineage: Eukaryota; Metazoa; Chordata; Mammalia; Rodentia; Cricetidae
Gene: Tcf7
Product: transcription factor 7
Exons: 12
Coding region: 148-1698 (516 amino acids)
Biological process (GO): regulation of transcription by RNA polymerase II; canonical Wnt signaling pathway
Cellular component (GO): beta-catenin-TCF complex
Molecular function (GO): RNA polymerase II cis-regulatory region sequence-specific DNA binding; DNA-binding transcription factor activity, RNA polymerase II-specific
Source: RefSeq, a predicted model, not a curated record